Molecule: messenger RNA, 1434 nt
Organism: Nematostella vectensis (starlet sea anemone)
Lineage: Eukaryota; Metazoa; Cnidaria; Anthozoa; Actiniaria; Edwardsiidae
Exons: 2
Coding region: 1-1434 (477 amino acids)
Source: RefSeq, a predicted model, not a curated record
AUGCGACUUCAAUACAAAUACGCUGAUUCCAAAUCCGAGCCACACCAGUUCUAUGUUAAGUCUCAAUGGCAACCGCCACCACAGCCCUCCGUGGCUCUUGAGACAUUUCUAGAACUAACUAAAUCGGAAUUAGCCAAUUUAUCUUUCGAAGCGCAAAGUGAUAAUAUCACUACAGGCGAAAGGCAAGCCCUAAAUGAUCUAAAAAAUAACAGAGACAUUAUCAUAAAAAAAGCUGACAAAGGAACCACUACUGUCAUUUGCGAUACUUCUACCAAAAUCAAAGAAGGCACCGAACAACUUCUAGAUGAGAAGUUUUAUCAACCGCUUUCUAAACCCAUUGUAGAAGAAACUGCUAAAAAAGUUCAAAGAAUCGUUGAUUCACUGAGAACAGGCGGUUUUAUCGACAAAAUGACUUACAAGUGGCUCAACGACGGUCAAAAACCUAUCCGGAUACCCGAAUUUUACACUCUCACUAAAAUUCACAAGAAAGUUCCGAUAGGCCGACCAAUCGUUUCAGGGAGCAGGGGCCCCACAGAGCGUAUAUCGUCCUUUGUAGAUUCACUUCUACAACCUAUAGAGCAAAAACAAAAGUCUUAUCUCAAAGACACAACGCAUUUUAUCAACUUUAUCGAGUCAACAGUCAUCCCUGACUCAGCGUUUUUAACAUCGUUCGAUGUUUGUGCUCUCUAUACCAACAUCCCCCAAGAUGAAGGUAUCGAAGUAGUCUGUCAACAAUACGAACAACACUAUAACCCCGUACUACCCGUCCCCACAGAAUCUCUGAGGGAACUUAUGGGGCUUAUACUGAAAGAAAACUCUUUUAAGUUCAAUGACAAGCACUACCUACAAACGCACGGCAUCGCGAUGGGUACUAAAAUGGCCGUAGCUUUCUCUGUCAUUUAUACGGCACAUAUUGAGGAAGAACUCCUACGCCUUAGUCCCUACAAACCGCUAGUCUGGAAGAGGUUUAUUGACGACAUCUUCGCAGUGUGGACUAUACCGGGUGAUAAAAUCGCGAGUUUCUUAAACUUUGCGAAUGUUUUCCACCCGACUAUUAAAUUCACGCACGAGUUGUCACAGGAAACCAUCACCUUCCUCGAUACAGAAGUUUUUAAAGGCGAAAGAUUCAUGGAUUCUAAUAUCCUUGAUGUCCGUACACACUUUAAGCCAACUGAAACCUUUCAGUACACGCACUUUUCCUCUUGUCACCCUCUUAGUAAUAAGAAGGGUUUUGUCAAGGGAGAAGGCCUACGCCUGUUGAGAACAAACUCCUCACUCGCCUCCUUCAAAACCGAAAUUCGCAACUUUACCGAUCGCCUUCUAGAACGCGGUUACCCGAGCGAUUUCAUAACAACAAUUCUGGCGAGUGUUAAGUUCACAGACAGUCUCUUACAGAAGGGAGAAAUCACUCAAAGACUUGUUAGUCAGAGCUAA